UUCCGUCAAUUUUGGUGAAAAAAUUUCAUCUUUUUAAAGAUCUGCUAUUCUAAUUCUAGGUGGUGUGGAACUACGUUUGUUUGUGUGUUUUUUUGUGUUGUUGGGAAUAUGAAGGGAAUGUUUUGGUUUCUAGUUGUAUUAGCGGUGGUUGCAACAUGGGUGCCCCAAUCACAUUGCUCCAAGAAACCGGUGGGGAUCGCUAGAAAGGAGGACGUUCCGUACAUAAAGUGUCAAGUGUGUGAGAAGCUCGCUAAGCAGUUGUAUCAGCAAGUUCAGAACAAGCAAGCUGAGAUCGCUCCCAAGAAGAUCUCGGAGUACCAGAUCAUUGAGAUAGCAGAGAAUGUUUGUAAUCUGAAAAAGGUCGAAGCGGAUUGGAUAUUGCGCAUAGAUAUUGUAGAAAAGAAAGAUAAGCUGGAGCUGGUAGAACAAGACUCUGAAGGACAAUGCAAUUCUGAAUGCAAAACUAUUGAGCGAGCCUGUCAGGAGGUUAUAGGAUAUUCUGAUACUGAUGUUGCUGAGUAUAUAUAUAAAUCCAAGCCUGAUGUUGAUUCAUUGCUCAAUUAUCUCUGUAAAGACCUUACUAAAGCAUGCAGUACCAAGCCACCCCCUGUCCCUAAGGACAGGACUCCUGGUGAACCAUUCGCUGCAAAGUCUUCUAAGGAGGCUGAAAUGGAAAAGCUACUAAAAUCUAUGGAGGGCAUGCCAGGAGCACCCGGCAUGAAAAUGUACUCAAGGGAUGAUUUAAUGAACAUGAAGAAUUUUGGUGACGAAGAUGCGGAAGAUGAAGAUGAGGAUGAGGAUGAUGAGGCGAGCUUCCCCUCAAAAUUGGGAAGAGUUUUGAGGGAAAAAGAAAGUGGAAAAAGUGACUGGAAACAGAUGAUAAGAAAAGGAAUUGUGGACACAAGCAUGACACUGAAGAAACAUGCAAACAAAGUUUCCAAUCGUAUGCGACAAUGGUGGAAGGCAAAGAAGGGUCCGAAGGCAGGGAAGUCAGAACUUUAGGGCCUCAUAAACUAAGGAAGCUGCAUCUUCUGAACUACAAGACAUUUCCACAACGUUUGGUUACAGGUAUUACUCCCAAGAUGGACAGGAAGCAGGAAUAUUUGGAAGAACUAUACAAUCAUCAUUUGGAAUGAUUCAUAUUCCAAUCAAGGAUUUGCUUUUAGUGAGUGUUUUGUUAAAGUUGGAUGGUGGAUGUAUACUAGGUAAACAAUACCCAAGUUUAUGAUGCCACACAAGUACAUUAAUGUUCACCGUUCCCAUUUUUUGUGGA
Messenger RNA from Gastrolobium bilobum, 1273 nucleotides. RefSeq lists its product as uncharacterized. The record is from RefSeq and is a predicted model, not a curated record. The transcript has 7 exons. Lineage: Eukaryota; Viridiplantae; Streptophyta; Magnoliopsida; Fabales; Fabaceae. Bases 109 to 1002 code for a protein of 297 amino acids.